AUGUAUAUGGCAGGUGGCGGAUGCCCUACGCGUCAACCAGACAAAACACACGCCGAAGACGCUGGCGAUUCAGACGAUGACAGCGACGAUCGGCUUCAGGUUCGCACAGACGGCAAGCGCGAGUUGACUGAGGAUGACUGUUAUGAUAAGCUGGGAUUUUCUUUCCCGUGGUACAAGAAGUGGGCUAUCCUUACCGUCAUAUUCACCGUACAGUUGUCUAUGAACUUCAACAGCAGUGUUUAUUCCAAUGUUGUCACGCCAUUCUCGGAACAUUUUCACAUCAGCGAGCAGGCCGCUCGUGUAGGUCAAAUGAUCUUUUUGGUCUCUUAUGCAUUUGGCUGUGAGUUCUGGGCUCCAUGGAGCGAGGAAUUUGGCCGCUGGCCUAUUAUGCAGCUCAGUCUGUUCUUCGUCAACAUCUGGCAAAUACCCUGUGCUUUGGCCCCGAACUUUGGAACGAUUGUUGUCUGCCGUUUCCUUGGAGGGUUGAGCUCGGCUGGUGGCUCUGUGACACUCGGCAUGACAGCUGAUAUGUGGGAGCCCGAUGACCAAGGCUUUGCUGUAGCCUAUGUGGUUCUGUCUUCAGUGGCCGGUACCACUAUUGGACCUAUCUUUGGUGGAAUGAUUCAGCAGUGGCUCAAGUGGGAAUGGAAUUUCUGGAUCCAGCUUAUCUUUGGCGGUGUCACCCAGCUGGUGCAUUUCUUCUUCGUGACGGAGACACGAUCAACAAUCCUGAUUGACCGCGAGGCGAAGCGUCGUCGCAAGACUGGUGAGGAUCCGAACAUUUAUGGCCCGAACGAACUCAAGAAACCCCGAAUGGAUGCCAAAGAGGUUUUGCAUGUUUGGUGCCGACCAUUCGAGAUGUUCCUCCGGGAACCGAUCGUGCUCUUCCUCUCUAUGCUCUCCGGUUUUUCUGACGCUCUCAUUUUCACCUGCAUCGAAUCCUUCACUCUCGUUUUCAAGCAGUGGGGUUUUGAUGCCCUUCAAAUCGGAUUGUGCUUCGUUGCAAUCAUCAUCGGAUAUGUUGUGGCGUAUUUGAUAUUCCUGCCGGAUAUAUAUCGCCAACGCCAGGUCCGGCAACGACAAGGCAGUGCAUCGCGACUUCCAGAGCGUCGCCUUCUCCUUCUGCUCUUCAUUGCACCACUGGAAACCAUUGGCCUCUUUGGCUUUGCAUGGACGUCAAUGGGACCCGAUUACACGCACUGGAUUGUGCCGCUAGUGUUUGCAUUUCUGAUCGCCAUCGCCAAUUAUGGAAUCUACAUGGCUACUAUUGAUUAUAUGGUCGCAUCGUAUGGUCCUUAUUCUGCGUCUGCAACAGGUGGCAAUGGAUUUGCCCGUGACUUGCUCGCUGGACUGUCUGCUAUGUAUGCAACGCCCAUGUAUACCAACAUCGGUGGCAAAUUCCAUCUGCAAUGGGCCAGCACAAUCCUCGGAUGUCUGGCUAUUCUCGUCACGAUACCCAUCUACAUCUUCUACUGGAAGGGACCGGAGAUUCGAGCGAAGAGCAAAUUUGCUCAGACUCUGGCUGCGGACCGACAAGCGCAUGCUGGCCGUCGGGCUAGCCACCUAAGUGGUGAAGAAAAGCCCUACAACGUCUAA
Molecule: messenger RNA, 1596 nt
Organism: Aspergillus wentii DTO 134E9
Lineage: Eukaryota; Fungi; Ascomycota; Eurotiomycetes; Eurotiales; Aspergillaceae
Exons: 2
Coding region: 1-1596 (531 amino acids)
Biological process (GO): transmembrane transport
Molecular function (GO): transmembrane transporter activity
Source: RefSeq, a predicted model, not a curated record